This is a messenger RNA of Electrophorus electricus (electric eel), 2342 nucleotides long. RefSeq names its product sialic acid acetylesterase (gene siae). Gene Ontology annotation, biological process: carbohydrate metabolic process. Lineage: Eukaryota; Metazoa; Chordata; Actinopteri; Gymnotiformes; Gymnotidae. The record is from RefSeq and is a predicted model, not a curated record. Gene Ontology annotation, molecular function: sialate O-acetylesterase activity.
CUUGAGAGGCGUGGGACAAUGCAGGCUUGCACUUGUAUUUCUCUGAUUUUUUGCGUCUUUGCACCAGUUUCUUUUGGAGCAGCAUCCAUUUCCGCUAGUGAUGUUUUUCGCUUCGCUUCCUACUAUGGGGACCACAUGGUUCUCCAGAGAGCUCCGGAGAGAGCGGUUGUGUGGGGAUAUGCAACACUUGGAGCUAAGGUCGAACUCUCUCUAUCAGGACAGAAAUUUAAACAAGUAAAAUCUGUCCAUGUUAUUAGUGGUGUUUGGACAGUGACUCUUGAGCCAGUACCAGCCAGUGGUCCCUAUAACCUGACUGCUAUUCAGAGAGGAAAUACUGUUACUGAGAUCGUGCUCACAGAUAUACUGUUUGGAGAUGUGUGGUUAUGUGGAGGACAAAGCAACAUGGCCUUCACACUUGCCCAGGUAUAUAAUGCCUCGCAGGAGUUGGCCAUGGCCUCCAGCUUCCCUGAUGUUAGGAUAUUCCAGGCUGCCCUGGAGCAGAGCAGUGUUGAGCUGACUGACCUCGCUGGGGUAGAGGUUCCGUGGUCCCGGCCUACACCAGAGUUGCUCGGGGGAAAGGAUUUCACCCACUUCUCAGCUGUGUGCUGGCUGUUUGGCCGCUACCUGCAUGAGACUGUGAAGUACCCAAUAGGCUUAGUGGAGUCCUGCUGGUCUGGCACUCCUAUAGAGGCCUGGUCCUCCCCAAGAGUGCUACACAAGUGUGGGCUACAGACAUCUGGGAGCAGCUAUCUUUGGGGUAAACAUUGGAGGAAUGGAGUGUUAUGGAAUGCCAUGAUCCACCCUUUGCUUAAAGUUACCAUCAAAGGAGUUAUAUGGUAUCAAGGUGAAGCGAACACGCUCUACAACCAAGCUCAGUACUCAUGCACAUUUCCUGCUUUGAUUGAUGACUGGAGGAUGGCAUUCCAUUCAAGCUCUGAGGGACAGACUGCAGAAGACUUCCCCUUUGGAUUUGUACAGCUAUGUACCUAUAAGAAUACCACACAAGAUGGAUUCCCAGAGAUUCGCUGGCACCAGACAGCAGACUAUGGCUUUGUCCCUAAUGAGCGUAUGAAGAAAACCUUCAUGGCUGUUGCUAUGGACUUGCCAGAUGAGACAUCGCCUUGGGGCAGUAUUCACCCACAGGAUAAACAGGACGUGGCAUAUAGGCUGGUGCUGGGAGCACAAGCUGUAGCCUAUGGGAUGAAUGUGUCAUUCCAAGGCCCUUUCCCCAAACAGGCCCUCAUCAUUAAGACCUUCAUAAAUAUUACAUUCAAUCAAAUGAUCACAGCCAGCCUCUCCAAUGAUAUGUUUGAGAUCUGUUGCUUGGAGGAGAAGAAACCGUGUGAAGCAGGUUCCAAAUGGUUCCCUGCACCAAUGGAUGAAUGGGGCACAGAUUAUGUUAUAGUAUCCAUGGCCAAGUGUCCUGUUGACUAUGUAGCCGCACUGCGCUAUGCCUGGAGUGACUGGCCCUGUGCUUUUAAAGCAUGUGCCAUCUACAGUGCAGAUGGAGUUUUACCUGCACCCUUGUUCCUCCUCAAUCUUUGGCCAGCAAGCAGCUGACAGAGUGCAUAGUCAUCCAAGCCCUAUCAGCUGUCAACUCAACUUUUUGUAUUCUUCAACUUCAUAGCAAGGAGCUUCAGAGUUGGGUGGAGACCCUGCCAUGUGGGAUUCCUCUUACUCCCGGAGCAGAGAAUAACUAAAAAGGGGAAGAGGCAGGGAAACGGUGCCCUAGGGAGACUCCCGAGUGACCACAAUGACGCAGAGGGACAGUCCACCAGGACCUCGUACAAUUCAAAGCCGCACCCUUCAGACUGAACUCAGAUACACCCUUGAGCAGGAACUCCACUCAUUUGUAGUCUUGUUCUGUCCUGCACAGGGUGUGAAUGAAAUCCAACAAUAACAAACCCUGAGAUAGUCACACAAGCAUUAAAGGAGACAUUAAGUUGUUGUCUUUGAUCACUUGCAUUCUGGUCAUGUACCUUCAUACAAACAUCCAUCCGCAUGGAACCUGUUAGUGUGCAUGGAAUUUAACUUUGCUAAAUUAUGCAUCACUAUUUUAGUUAGAAACAGAUUGUGCCAUUCUUCCUGGAAUACCAGGAGCGUGUUUUCCUUCAGAUCCUCUUCAACCCAUCUUCAAACUUAAUAAUGACCAGAGAACUUGCUUUCAUGUAACCCAUAUUUACCUAUAUGCUCCUGGGCUUUGUCUCUAAUACCAUGCUAAGCAUUGCAUGUCUGCCUGUCAGGACUGCAGGCUUUGUACAAGAUAUAUACCAUACUAUUGCUACAUUUUGCAAUUGUAAUAUGUCUUGGACUCUAUUAAAAGCACAUUAUUGAGCCUUUAA